AGCCGGACCGUGGAUGUCUACUUUGGACCUCGCAUGGCCGUGGAGCCCCAGUCUCUUCUGGUUGACCUGGGAUCAGACGCCAGGUUCAACUGCGCCUGGACUGGCAAUCCAUCUCUCACCAUAGUGUGGAUGAAGCGUGGGUCUGGAGUGGUGCUUAGCAAUGAGAACUUCCUGAUACUGAAGACGGUGAGACAGGAGGAUGCCGGGAAGUACGUGUGCCGUGCAGUGGUACCCCGAGUUGGGGCGGGCGAGAGAGAAGUAGCCCUCACAGUCAACGGUCCCCCAAUCAUCUCCAGCACCCAGACCCAGCAUGCACUACACGGGGAAAAAGGACAAAUAAAGUGCUUCAUCCGGAGCACGCCACCUCCUGACCGGAUUGCCUGGUCAUGGAAAGAGAACGUUCUGGAAUCGGGAACCUCCGGCCGCUACACUGUGGAGACGGUCAGCACAGAGGAGGGGGUCAUCUCCACACUGACCAUCAGCAACAUCGUCCGGGCCGACUUCCAGACCAUCUACAACUGCACAGCCUGGAACAGCUUCGGCUCCGACACAGAAAUCAUCCGGCUCAAGGAACAAGAGUCGCUCCCUAUGGCGGUCAUAAUCGGCGUGGCGGUCGGGGCAUUCGUUGCCUUCAUCGUUCUCAUGGCAACCAUCGGAGCUUUCUGCUGCACCCGUUCGCAGAGAAAUCUGAAAGGUGUUGUCUCUGCAAAGAAUGAUAUUCGCGUGGAAAUUGUACACAAGGAUCACAAUGCGGCCAGAGAGACAGAGGAACACGCUGCCAUCAAACAGCUCAUGAUUGAGAGAGGGGAGUUCCAGCAGGAGUCAGUCCUCAAGCAGCUGGAGGUCCUGCAGGAAGAGGAGAAGGAUUACCAGCACAUCAAGGAUCCGACCAACGGCUACUACAGCGUGAACACAUUUAAAGAGCACCACUCCACUCCUACCAUCUCCCUGGCAGCCAACCAAACGACGGAACUGCGGAGUUCUACGACAGCCGCCACGACGGGCAAGCAGAGGGUGCCCACGGGCAUGUCCUUCACCAACAUCUACACCACGCUGGGCACCGGCCCCAACCGCCUCUACGACUACAGCCAGCGCUUUGUGCUGGGUAUGGGCAGCAGCUCCAUCGAGCUGUGCGAGCGGGAGUUCCAGCGGGGCUCGCUCAGCGAUUCCAGCUCCUUCCUCGACACGCAAUGCGACAGCAGCGUCAGCAGCUGCAGCAAGCAGGAAGGCUACGUGCAGUUCGACAAGGCCAGCAAGGCCUCAGCCUCCUCCUCCUCCCACUACUCCCAGUCCUCCUCGCAGAACUCUGACCUCACGCGGCCCCUGCAGAAACGCAUGCAGACGCACGUGUAGCAACCCCUUCGCUGCUGGGGUUCACCGGAGUCGAGGUGUUCGAUUCCGAGGACUUGCGAGGAUAAAGCGGGGCCUCUUUAAAAGCACAUUACUGAUAUAUAUUUUUUUUUUGGUAUGUUUUCUUAUUAAGGAGGCAUUGUUGCCCAGAACUGCCACCCUGCCUAGAAUAGCCCAGUGUCCCCUGCGAUGGUCAAGCAGCUCUAUCUCAUGAUCACAAGCCCUCUUGAGAAUGUGCUUCCUGAAGAAUCCUGCACUAAGCUCUGGCUUCUGUCUGAAGAUCUGUGUUUUGUCUUGUCCCAUUAGAAGUGUCAUUACUGUCGGCGCACGAUUUCUACAUUCUGGCCAGCGGUUGACCACACACCCCCUCUGAAACUGGGGACCUUUCGGAAAAUAAUUCGCAAUCUUUAAUUUGCGUGGCACUUUUCACAGAGUUUCUGACACCCUGUGAACGUUCUGACACCUGAAUCCACUUCUUUUGCCAUUUUAAAUCCUCGUAGGAUUUUGGAAGGUUUUCCGUUUCAAACUCAUGUCAAGGUUGUAUACCCAGAUUUUUUUUUCUUGUACACAUCAAAAUUCGGAUUAUUCUGAAGCACAAAUACUUCUGGGAGUUAAUUGUGAUUCAUUUUACAGAAAGAUGCUAACUGGCCUAGUAGUGAAGCUGUAGUGGAUCCCCAGUGGACUUAUAAACGGUAUAACCAGGACCUCUCAAUAAGAAAGCCAAGGCAGUCAGUCUCAGUUAACCAGAAUACCCCUAUUUAUUGUUUAUUUAUUGUACAGUAUGUGAAACAAACAAACAAAACAAAAAAAACAUUUCAGAUCCCAUUAACAAAUGGGUAUACCUUCAAGAUACAUUGUCAAGCUUCAAAGCCAAGGUCAAGCUUGACCAAGGGAUACCACUGAUGAGAGCUCUCCUGUUCUCCAUGUUUGCAUUGAGCAGGCCAAUAAGAUUGGUUCUUUUGUUGGAAUCGCCUUACAGUUCAAGAACUCCUCUAUUGUUCUCCCUUCAUAGUGUGGAACUGUGCUUGAGAUGCUGUGUUCCCCAGGGGACCACUGUCAGUAGACACCGGAAGAGACAACAGACAGAUGCAAGAAGGCCUCCACUCAUGUGUAUGUACAGUCCACAGUGAGAAGCUGGUUUCCGCUCUAGGGAACUGACAGGUGGAAUGUUAUCAGCUGUGUGCCUCUCGAAAGCACAGUCUUUCAUAAGAUCAAUGAUGAUUCUUCUUAUUCUUUUAAAUUGUUAAUCCCACCUCUCACCUCUCCUGAUUGGAUAGUUCAUUAAGGGACAUUUCCUGCUCAUGUACCCUAAACACUCUCCCCUGAAAUACAUUAUUAAUCAUCUACAUCCCAUCACAGCCAAUCACGAUUGACAUUUUGAUUAUCUAGCAAAGUGUAAGGUGGCAGCAAAUCCUCCAUUUGAUUCCAUUAGAGUACAGCAACAUGUGGUAUAGAAAGCAUUUCCCUCAGAACAAAACCAUCACACACUCAGUGUUUCCAGCUGAAGAAUAUCUGUAUCUGUAUUCACAAUAGAAAUCUCAUACCACAGAACAGACUCUUAAAGAAGCGGGCAUAUUAAACCAAAGCAGAAAAAUGCAGUUACAGAUUCCUCACAUACUGUGAUGCAUGUUUGCGCGACAGCUGAAAUAACAUACAGUAACACACUAUAACCAUUGCUAUAGGUAUUCACAGUAGCAAAGUGGACUGUGAUAAAUCACACUGUGGUCUCUCUACAAACUGUAACUCCGCUUUGCAUUCUCCAUUGCACGAAAGCAUACAUAACAGGAGGUGUUUAGACAAGGCAACUUGAGAGUGGAUGCAACACUAAAUGCGUUUAUCAUUCACAACAAUAAAUCUGAACAGCCAAGCAAGUUGCUCUGAGGAUUAAUAAUUUACAAGAAAAUGUCUGUUGUUUUCCUGUGAAAUUGUGCCACUGUUUAAAACAUAGCAGAGAGCAUAUCUCCUUCACAUUCGGGUCUUUAGUGCAAAGUCAUGGAGUGUUGUCGUUUUGCAUUAAAGCUGGCAGUGCUGAGAAAUUUAAAUCUGUGUGUUAUCCAGCUCCCCUGUCUCCUUACUAGGCAAAGAACAAAAGGUAUGCAAUCAGUACCAAGUGUGGCGAUCAAAUGAACUCCAGGUAGCUGAGGACAGAAAGAACAAACCCUUUUCAGACCACAGACUUCAAACGCUGGCCGCUUACAGCCCUUUCAUUUUCGUUUGCAUGGUCCACCAAUUCUCUGGCACAGCUUAGGUCUUCCUACCAUUGCAGUCAAUGCAGCAUGAACAUUUUUCCCUCACGGUUUGAUGCCAUAAUUCAUAAUGCCAGAGUACAAACACAGUACAAAGCAAACCCUCCUUGCUCACAUUAACAGCUCCCAUUUUAGUGGCCAUGGCGUGCCCUGUCCUAUACACAGAACCGUUGCAUUAGGAGCUUAUGUGAACAUUCCCUGCAUAAGACACUGGACCUCAGACACUGGUUUGCUUUGGUUUGUUGUCCAGCGUUUGAUUCCAGAACUUUCGUGCAGGUCGUGGCGGACCAGGGACGUCACGGCAACGCUGUUUAGACACGCAGAUGUUACGGACGAGUUCUGGCGCUGCUCAGAAGACACAGGUCCCUUUUUCCUGCUCAGUGAGGGCAAUACUUCUCUCAUCGGAGGCAGGCAGUUCUGGUACUACCAGCCUCCUGUUGAACAGCAUCAAUAAGGAGUGGAUUCUUGCUGUGUGCACUUUAUAUGUAUAUCAGACAUUUCAAUCACUUUUAUACUUGAGCAGUAGAACUUCAGCUGUGUAAUGGGUUAAAAUCCAUAAGCAAAAGAAAAAAAAAAUUCUAUACUAGGCACUCCUGUAUAAAUAUUAGUAAUGCUUUCUUUAUAUAAUUUAGAAUUCUGGGGAUCAUGUUUAUAUUUUGCAUAGAACACUUCAUUCGGCACGUGUUAUGGUAUUGACAAUCAAAAAGACCUGGUCACCUCUUGAAUCACUAUCUAUAUAUAUCGUUGGCUCUUCCUUUUGCCAACUAGAAUGCAGCCGUACUUGGCCGCCACAUUGGAGGUGGCAGAUUCUUUAAACAGGGCACUUUCCAAGGGAGACCAGUCUGCACACAGUGUUUAAGGGCUGUUUCCUUCGCUUAUAUCAGGGGACAUGCUAAAUUGAACUACUCCCAUUCUCGAUUCCUUCUACUUCCAACACAGUCUCUUCAUGAUGUGCAAAAGACCGAGUUUCAGUGUGACAAAUGUUCUCUAUACUAGCUGAAGGGGGGGGGGGG
Messenger RNA from Polyodon spathula (Mississippi paddlefish), 4609 nucleotides. It is a transcript of the gene kirrel3a, whose product is annotated as kirre like nephrin family adhesion molecule 3a. The record is from RefSeq and is a predicted model, not a curated record. Gene Ontology annotation, biological process: cell-cell adhesion; synapse assembly. Gene Ontology annotation, cellular component: cell-cell junction. NCBI's taxonomy places the organism in Eukaryota, Metazoa, Chordata, Actinopteri, Acipenseriformes, Polyodontidae. The transcript is spliced from 9 exons. The annotation marks the transcript as partial. Gene Ontology annotation, molecular function: cell adhesion molecule binding.